Saccharomycodes ludwigii is the source of this 609-nucleotide messenger RNA. RefSeq names its product Sys1p (gene SYS1). The transcript has a single exon. Gene Ontology annotation, biological process: Golgi to plasma membrane protein transport; protein localization to Golgi apparatus; Golgi to endosome transport. Gene Ontology annotation, cellular component: trans-Golgi network; Golgi membrane. The coding region runs from base 1 to 609 and encodes 202 amino acids. Lineage: Eukaryota; Fungi; Ascomycota; Saccharomycetes; Saccharomycodales; Saccharomycodaceae. The record is from RefSeq and is a predicted model, not a curated record.
AUGGUAUUGAUAUCUAUAAGAAGAUAUUUGAGGUUACCUCAAGAAUUGAAACCAUCAGAAAUAUUCAAACAAGAUUCGUUAUCACCAUCUAAAAUUGCAUUACAAAUCGUACUAUUACAGAUAUUUUAUUAUUUAACCGCAAGCAUACUUUUUUAUAUAUCUUCUAAACUAUCAGGCCACCCCCUCGAACUACUGAAUUGGUUAUUUAAUUGGGAGGUCGUUGAAUUUAACAAUUCAUGGGGAGUCACUAUUACAGCUCUGUGGUUAUUAGAUUCAUUGAUUUGUGUGUUCUUUUUAACUGUUAUCGUAGGCAGGAGUAAAUUGGCAUGGGAUUUUGCAAUCACCAUUCAUGCUAUCAAUUUCCUUAUAGUUUUGUUUCAUACAGGCAAAUUUCCACGUUUUUCAUGGUUUCUCGUUCAAAUAUUAAGUUCCAUGAUUUUGAUCUUUCUAGGUACCUGGAUGAGCAGGUGGAAAGAGCUACGGGAUACUUUUUUUGAAGAUUUAGUUGAAGGAACCACCGAUCAUAUUACUACUAGUAAUAUUAAUGAUACCAUAACGACAACUGUUGCCAAUGAAUCAAUCGAAUUAAAGGAUCUAGAAGCACAAUAA